CAGUCGAGUUGCAGCAACCUCGGUUGCGGGGCGGUAGGCCUUCGAGUUCACUGUUGCUCGGACGUUGUCGAGCCCUGCGGGUCACGAGAGAGCAACAAGUCGGAGGCAACGAAGAAGCCGGACACCGAGGCCGACGUAAAGAGCGGACUGUCGGGCCUGAUGCUUGCCGUGAGGACGGUGAUGAAGACCGGACUGGGCGUCCAGACGGCCCAGACCAAAGUCGACCGAGCCGGCGUCGAGUCGGACUCGGACGAAAUGGCCGGUCUGGUGAGUCUGGCAACUCGAAUGGGCGUGGCUGAUGAAACGUCGGCAUUGCGCACUCCCAGUCGGGGCCCUCGUCACGAUGGCAACCGCCUCGGGCAAAAGGAGGAGGAGGAGGUGGCCGACCGGCCAGAGGCGGUACAGCUCGAGAGGACGGACAGUCAAAUGACCCUUUUGCCGGAGUCCUCGUGGCCCAUCUCGCCGGGACUUGGAGCUGACUCUCCCUAUCUCGUGCGAGAGAAGUGCUUCACAAUGAAGUCAGAUAUUUUUGCUUUUGGGUAA
Protopolystoma xenopodis is the source of this 543-nucleotide messenger RNA. Lineage: Eukaryota; Metazoa; Platyhelminthes; Monogenea; Polystomatidea; Polystomatidae. The record is from the annotation of a GenBank genome assembly.